Molecule: messenger RNA, 1642 nt
Organism: Brachypodium distachyon (stiff brome)
Lineage: Eukaryota; Viridiplantae; Streptophyta; Magnoliopsida; Poales; Poaceae
Product: homeobox protein knotted-1-like 3
Exons: 6
Coding region: 357-1301 (314 amino acids)
Biological process (GO): regulation of DNA-templated transcription
Cellular component (GO): nucleus
Molecular function (GO): DNA binding
Source: RefSeq, a predicted model, not a curated record
UGGUACAUAUAUUCAUAUCCAUGGAUGCUUGGUUAGCUAUAUAUCUAGCCUAGUUCUAGUAGGGAGUUGUAGUACUUUGGCUAGCUGGGGCCUGGGGGUGAUCCUCUCGUCUCAUCUCGUUCACUUUCUUUUGCGGUUACCCUCCACCUUCGGAAGCCUCGAAAAGACCCCUCACCAUCUGCUUUGUGUCCUUGCUAACUAACUCCUCUCCCUCAUUAAAUCCCCCUCUCCUUCCUACCAAGCUCUCGCUUAAUUAGCUCGCUUGUUAGCUCGCCCUGCCCAUACAUACCCGACGCCUCACGCACACACCAACCGAUCCAUCCCAUUGACACACCAAACAAUUCAUCCAACGAUACAUGCUGCAGGGCGAUCAUCAGCUGAUUGAAGGAGGAGGCACCAUGGAGAUGGGAAGCUUUGGAGGAGGAGGGGGGGAGUGCUCGUCUUCUUCGGCUGCGGCGGCGGCAGCGGCGGUGACGGCUGCGGCAGAGGCGGAGGAGAGGCAGCUGCUGAAAGGGGAGAUGGCGGUGCACCCGCUGUGCGAGCAGCUGGUGGCGGCUCACGUGGGGUGCCUCCGUGUGGCGACGCCCAUCGACCACCUCCCCAUCAUCGACGCCCAGCUCGCUCAGUCCGGGGGACUUCUCCACUCCUACGCCGCUCACCACCGCCCCUUCCUCUCCCCUCACGACAAGCAAGACCUCGACUCCUUCCUCGCGCAGUACCUGAUGCUGCUGUGCUCGUUCCGGGAGCAGCUGCAGCAGCACGUCAGGGUGCACGCCGUGGAGGCCGUCAUGGCCUGCCGCGAGAUCGAGCAAUCCUUGCAGGACCUAACUGGUGCGACGUUGGAGGAAGGAACGGGCGCAACCAUGUCAGAGGACGAAGAGGAGCCACAGACGAUCAUGGAGGCGGCGGCAGCCAUGGAUAUGAGCUCGAAUGGGCACGACAUGAUGGGUUUCGGCCCGCUUGUACCUACGGACUCGGAACGCUCCCUCAUGGAGAGGGUCAGGCAGGAACUCAAGAUUGAACUCAAACAGGGCUUCAAGUCAAGGAUUGGUGAUGUGAGGGAAGAGAUACUGAGGAAGAGGAGGGCCGGGAAGUUGCCUGGGGACACCACCACCAUACUGAAGCAAUGGUGGCAGCAACACUCCAAGUGGCCGUACCCCACGGAAGAUGAUAAAGCAAAGCUUGUGGAAGAGACCGGCCUGCAGCUGAAGCAAAUCAACAACUGGUUCAUCAAUCAGAGGAAGCGCAAUUGGCACAACAACUCUCAGACAUCAACCCUGAAAUCAAAGCGUAAAAGGUAGGUGCGAGCUGCAAAGUAUAUACAAAUUCCUGACGUCUAAUCAAAUGAAAGAUCAUGGUGACACACACACAAAUAAGAUCGAUUCAAUUGUAUAUCUAGUUAUUAGUCAGGUGACAAACUUGAUGACAUACACACCACUAGUCUGACCAAUGGCAUGCAUAUGCGUCUGUAAUUUUUUGAGCUGGUAUACUCAAAAGAAAAUUCUUGUUGUUCGUUACAGCAUUUUGUUGCGGGUGUACGUACAUAAUCCCGAAGAACUAUUUCCUGUGCAUACAUAUUGGUUAUUCUGUAACCUUCUACUGGUCAAAUGACCAAAUAAAGACGCAAACCUUUGCAUACAAA